GCCUUGUAGAAGUCCCUCUUGUAUUCAAAAGAUAGUAAAAAAUUAAUAACCUGAAAUGAGUUUAUAAAUGUCUGGAUUAUUUUUUUAUUUGUUUUUUUACAUUUCAUCAAAAUUUAAAUUACAUUUUAAAAAUUAAAUGUGUUCAUGAUCAUUUAAAAUGUUUAGUUAAUCUUUUAUGAAUGACUGGUGUAUCAAAAUCUUAUAUUUAACCAUUGACAGUUGUGACUUUAGAAAGUUAAACAUUACCAAACGUGUUAAAAGGUGUUUGUAAAUGUUUACUUUAUCCUUAUUUAAGCAUUUGUAAAUGUCAACUAAAGCACUUUGUGAUUCUAUGUCAGUGAUAAAUGCUAUAUAAAACAACCAGCAGCCGGCAGAGUCCCGGGAGAUAUCAGUGGCAAGUCCACAGGCCCGCCCGCAGCCUCCCACCCCCCAGCCGGCCGAGCCCGGGACCCAGCAAACCGGGACCCAGUGGCGACCACCCCCGCUGGGGUCCCAGCAGAGCCCAGGGAACCAGAUCCCACCAUGCAGCCACCGGGAUUGAUCAGGCAGACGCCAAAAAUCUUAAACCCCCUGACCCGGGAGCCAUGAACACUCAGGCAGACCAAGGGACCACACUCCACACCAGGUGUGGCAGGGGGAGGGGAGACAAAGAUGUAUAGCAUCAAAAGAAGUCCCAGGAGAAGGGAGGAGUCGAAGGCCCCACCUGACAUAUACAGUCAUACACAAAAACAGUCACACACUCCCUCCCUCAUGCUCACACAUACACAUACAACCAAAGACUUACAAAAAUGCACGCCGGACACCCACUCAUGCUCCCCAUUCACACCCUAUUCACUCUGGUCCCGGUACUGCUGCACAUGGGGUACAACCAUUACCGGUUCCCAGAGUUCGACCCUUUCUGCUGGGGUGAACAGGCUCCCCCGCCCAACGCUGAGCAAUGCAACCCACCACCCCAGACCCCAACCAGAUGGCCAGAUCUCCCUCCUUCUAUUUCUAAUACUAAAUAAUUAAAAAGCAAAUCAUGAUGCCAUCUUUUAAACAGGCUGUAUAUAAAAAUAAGGCAUGACGUCUUCUUCCAUUAAACCAGUUGUACAUGAAAAAAAGGCAUGAUAUCUUCCUUUAAACCAGGAGAGUGGAUGAAAUAACUUAAAGUGCAAUUAAGGCCUGGUACCUUCCUUUAAACCUGAAGAUUGAAUGAACUAGCCCUUGUGCAGAUCAUCAAAAAAAAUCAAGAAUUAAAAUAAAGCAGAUCUGAGCUUACAGUUACAAAUUCUUUUUGAUGAAAAUAAGGGUGUCUACACUGUCUGGGGAGAGCAUGGACCUCUUUGCAGUCACUAUGUCUCCUGCUGUUGAGAAAACCCUCUCGCUAGGCACUGAAGUAGCAGGCACAGCUGGAUAGUAUUUUGCCAUCAUGACAAUGUGAGGGUAUUUACCCUCAUUGAUUUUCCACCAUUCCAGUGGAGCCAUGGAUUGUAGAAUCCUUGUUUUCAGUGGCAGGAUCAUGGAAACAGAUGGACCAGUUUCAGUGCUCAUUGGUGCGGUAACCAUUUUGAGGGGUUUGAGCACCUGGAGGACCUCCUCAUCCACUUUCACAUCAUCAUCAGACAAAAUCACAUUGUCUCGGACAUUUUUUUCAGGGUCUUGUCUGUUGGUGCAGAGUACACAGCUGCUUGCUGCUCAACAUAACGCUGUUGUGACAUCAUGUAUGAGCUUAUGAGUAGGCAGCUGUAGCCAGCCCCAACAUAAUUCUCAACUGGAGUGCCACCACAUCCAGCGAAUAAUCCUCAGCCACCAGGAGAUGUCCUCAGGGGUAUACGUGAAGAGGUCCACUCAGUAGGGAGCUUGAGCUGAAAGAAGUGUGGCAUAAAUGGGGCCGGAACCCAAGAACAUACCUUAUGUUUUGAAGGUUUCCACUCACAGCCAUGAGGUGGAUCACAGUUGAGGUUAAGUGCAUCUGGAAAGUAUUCAUAGAGCUUCACCUAUUUCACUUUUUUGUUUAUGUUACAGCCUCAUUCCAAAUUGGAUUAAUUUCAUUUAACCCAUAAAAUGCAACACACAACACCUCAUAAUGAUAAUGUGUAAAGAGUGUCUUUGAAGUUGUUGCAAAUACACUGCUCACAAAACUUAAAGGAACACUUUAAAGAAACACAUUAGAUACAUCAGAUCUCAAUAUGAAGUUGGAUAUCUAUACAAAUAACAACAGGGCAAUGUCUUAGGAACAAAAGGAUGCCAUGUCUUUUAAUGGAAAUAAAAGUUAUCAGCCUGCAGAGGGCUCAGUUGUGUAGACACCCUAAAAUUGGAGUGAAAUGAAGAUGUGGCAGGCUAGCCCAUUAUUUCAAAAACAAUUUCUGCUACUCAAAUUGCUUUUCAGUAUCUUGUGUGGCCCCCACGAGCUUGUGUGCAUGCUUGACAACGUCGGGGCAUGCUCCUAAUGAGACAACGGAUGGUGUCUUGUGGCAUCUCCUCCCAGAUCUGUGUGAGGCCAUCCCUGAGCUCUUGUACAGUCAGAGGAGCAACCUGGUGCCUCCUAAUGGACCGAAACAUAAUGUCCCACAGAUGUUCUAUUGGGUUUAAGUCAGGGGAUAGUGAAGGCCAUUCAAUUGUUUCAAUUCCUUCAUCCUCCAGGUACUGCCUGCAUACUCUUGCCACAUGAGGCCGGGCAUUGUCGUGCAUUAGGAGAAAACCAGGACCUACUGCAUCAGCGUAGGGUCUGACAAAGGGUUCAAGGAUUUCAUCUCUAUACCUUAUGGCAGUCAGAGCACCAUUUCCUAGGCAGUAGAGGUCUGUGCGUCCCUCCAUGGAUAUGCCUCCCCAGACCAUCACUGACCCACCACCAAACCUGUCAUGUUGAACGACGUUGCAGGCAGCAUAACGCUCUCCUUGUCUUCUUCAGACUCUUUCAUGUCUAUCACAGGUGCUCAGGGUGAACCUGCUCUCGUCUGUAAAAAGUACAGGGCACCAGUGGCAGACUUGCCAAUUCUGGUGUUCUUGAGCAAAUGCCAGUCGAGCUCUACGGUGCUGGGCUGUGAGCACAGGGCCCACUACAGGACGUCGGGCCCUCAGACCAUCGUCAUGAAGUCUGUUCCUGAUUGUUUGGGUAGAGACAUUCACACCAGUGGCCCUCUGGAGGUCAUUCCUUUGGGCACGAGCAGUGCUCAGCCUGUUCCGCCUUGCACAAAGGAGCAGGUAUCGGUCCUGCUGAUGGGUUGUGGACCUUCUACGGCCCUGUCCAGCUCUCCGAGAAUAACCGCCAGUCUCCUGAAAUCUCCUCCAUGUUCUGGAGAUUGUGCUGGGAGACACAUUAAACCUUCUUGCUGCAGCACAUGUGGAUGUGCCAUCUUGGAGAAGUUGGACAACCUGUGCAACUUCUGUAGGGUUAAGGAAUCACCUCAAACUGCCAGUAGAGAGCCAAAACUAGCACGAGUGGAAAACCAGCCGAAAAAGAUCAAGAGGGAGAAACUUGAAAUGACCUCUACAUGAUAAACCAGUCCUGUUUUGAGGGUUUUGUAAUUGUUGCCAUUUUAGUGCACCUUUCAUUGAGUCCAUGAUCACCAAUACAGCUGAAAGUGAUUAACAAUGCCCUCAGCUGCUUAAUCAACCAGGAAAUUAUCAGACAGGUUUAAUUGAUUUCAUGCCAGGCCCAAUAAAAAAGUGUUCUUUUAAUUCGUGUGAGCAGUGUAUAUUAAAAAUAAAAAACUUGAGAAAUCACAUGUACGUAAGUAUUCACAGCUUUUGACGUGAAGCUCAGAAUUGAGCUGAGGUGCUUUCUGUUUCCACUGAUCAUCCUUGAGGCGUUUCAACAGAUUAAUUGGAGUCCACCUGUGGUAAACUAAGUUGAUUGGACAUGACGGAAAGACACACACCUGUCUUUAUAAGGCCCUUGAGUUGGCAGUGCAUGUCAAAGCACAAACCAAGCAUGAAGACAAAGGAACUGUGUGUAGACCUCUGAGACAGGAUUGUCUUGAGCCACAAGGCUGGGGAAGGUUACAGAAAAAAUUCUGCUGCUUUAAAGGUUCCUAUGAGCACAGUGGCCUCCAUCAUCCGUAAGUGGAAGAAGUUUAGAACUACCAAGACUCUUCCUAAAGCUGGCCAGCCUUCUAAGCUGAGUGAACGGGGGAGAAGGGCCUUGGUCAGGGAGGUGACCAAUAACCUGAUGGUCACUUUGUCAGAGCUCCAGCAGUCCUCUGUGGAGAGAGGAUAACCUUCCAGAAGGACAACCAUCUCUGCAGCAAUCCACCAAUCAGGCCUGUGUGGUAGAGUGGCCAGACAGAAGCCUCUCCUUAGUAAAAGGCACAUGGCAGCACGCCUGGAGUUUGAUAAAAGGCACCUUAAGGACUCUCAGACCAUGAGAAACAAAAUCGUCUGGUUUGAUGAGACAAAAAUUGAGCUUUUUGAAAUGAAAGCCAGGUGUUAUGUUUGGAGAAAAUCUGGCCCCGCUCAUCACCAGGCCAAUACCAUCCCUACAGUGAAGUAUGGUGGUGGCAGCAUCAUGCUGUGGGGAUGUUUUUCAGCGGCAGGAACUGGAAGACUAGCCAGGAUAGAGGGAAAGAUGACUGCAGCAAUGUACAGAGACAUCCUGGAGGAAAAGCUGCUCCAAAGCGCUCUUGACCUCUUGGGGCGAUGGUUCACCUUUCAGCAGGACAAUGACCCUAGGCACACAGCCAUAAUAUCGAAGGAGUGGCUAAAGAACAACUCGGUGAAUGUCCUUGAGUGGCCCAGGCAGAGCCCAGAACUGAACCCCAUUGAACAUCUCUGGAGAGAUCUGAAAAUGGCUGUGCACCGACGCUUCCAUCCAACCUGCUGGAGCUUGAGAGGCGCUGCAAAGAGGAAUAGGCAAAACUGCCCAAAGAUAGGUGUGGCAAGCUCGUGGCAUCAUACUCAACAUGACUUGAGGCUGUAAUUGCUGCCAAAGGUUCAUCAACAAAGUACUGAGUAACGGCUGUGAAUACUUAUGUACAUGUGAUUUCUCAAGUUUUUAUUUUUAAUAAAUUUGCAACAACUUCAGACACUUUUCGGUAGGCAGGCAUACAUUAAAGCUCUUCAGCAAUUGGUCACAAGAGUGACGUUGUUCCAAUAGCAGCUAGCUUAAGGGCUAAGACUAGACGAAAUAGACAAUAAGCUACUAAUGCAUAUAUACAGCUGCAUGGUGGUGCAGUUGUUAUCACUAUUGCCUCGCAGCAAAAAGGUUGCAGGUUCGAAACCCGGCUGCGAUUUUUCUGCGUGGAGUUGCAUGUUCUCUCCAUGCUUGCCUGGGUUUCCCCCACAGAUCACAACAUGCCCUAACAAUUGUUUGUUGCUUUGGAUAAAAGUGUCUGCCAAAUAAAUAAACAGAAACAUACCAAAGACCUUUGCUGAUGUGCAGGUAAAACAAGUGAACUUGGUCUUUAUCCAAA
Nothobranchius furzeri (turquoise killifish) is the source of this 5393-nucleotide messenger RNA. NCBI's taxonomy places the organism in Eukaryota, Metazoa, Chordata, Actinopteri, Cyprinodontiformes, Nothobranchiidae. The record is from RefSeq and is a predicted model, not a curated record.